AUGGGUUCUUAUCGCCAUUUCCAACCUAUCUCCAAAUGUGGCACUGAAGAUCGAUCCAAUCAAACAGUGGCAGCAGAUCUAGAUGGCACUCUUCUCAUAUCCAGAAAUCCUUUCCCCUACUACAUGCUUGUCGCUUUUGAAGCUGGUAGUCUUAUAAGGGCACUACUCCUCCUUGCUUCAGCUCCAUUCGCAUAUUUCACAUACCUAUUCAUCUCAGAAUCUGCAGCUAUCCAAACCCUAAUCUUCAUCACCUUUUCCGGGUUGAAAAUUCGCGAUAUCGAGCACAUUUCUAGGUCUAUUUUGGCCAAAUUUUACGCCGAGGAUGUUCACCCAGAGACUUGGAGUGUGUACAGUUCUUGUGCGAAGAGAUACAUAAUUACUGCAAACAUUAGAAUUAUGGUGGAAUAUUUUGGGAAAAACGUCUUAGGUGCUGAGAAGGUUAUUGGGACAGAGUUGGAGGUAUCAGAAUCUGGAUUGGCGACGGGGUUCGUCGAGAAACCUGGUGUUCUUGUUGGGGAACACAAAAAAGCAGCUAUUAUCAAGGAAUUCGGCAGAAAUUUUCCUGAUUUAGGGCUUGGAGAUAGAGAGACUGACCACGCCUUCAUGUCGAUAUGCAAGGAAGGAUACAUGGUUCCAAGAACAAAAUGUGAGCCAUUACCAAGAAACAAGCUUCAACUCCAGUAG
This is a messenger RNA of Ilex paraguariensis (yerba mate), 684 nucleotides long. Lineage: Eukaryota; Viridiplantae; Streptophyta; Magnoliopsida; Aquifoliales; Aquifoliaceae. The record is from the annotation of a GenBank genome assembly.